UGUAUUUGAAAGUUGCUAACGCUUAGCAAAAAGACACAAGCGCCAUGUCUGUACGUCGCAACUUGAUGACGUAGACGUAUUCCUCGUCCAAUUAAAAAGCCGUUGCCCAUGUAGCUAAAGGGAAAGGCUAGGCUAACUAUACGGGAGGAAGAUUUUGUUGAAGAUCUUAUUUUCUCUUUAUCACCCUGAUUCUCAGAAGUCCUCGAGUCCAAGAUGACGUACAGGAGAGACAGGGCUAUACGAGAGGUGUAUGAUGAACGCUUCUUAACAGAGAGACCGGGUCCUUACCCACGAGCAGCUGGAGCAGUGGAGAGAAGGGGCCCCUUUGGCAGGCCAGAAGACGACUAUGGCCGUGGCGGCUAUGAAUAUGAAGGAGGUCCACGUUUUUUCCCAAAUGGAGGAGGCCCACGAAGUUACCACGAAGAUCAGAGGGGCUACCAUGGUGAUGGCCUUCAUUUUCCUGCUGAACGCCGAGCUGGUCCGCCGUCAAGGAGGGAGGACUAUCCUUACAGAGUACCCAGGGAAGAUCCGCACACAGGACGGCCUUUGGAGUUUGGCGCCCGUGCACCACCUCCUCAUAGCGUGCGAAGCCAGGCCAUCUACCCAGCGCCCAGAUCACUCCCAGAGGGCGGGGAGGACACACUCGUGCAAGCCAUCCUCAACCUGGACAGAGGGGAGGACAGAGACCACUACAGGAGAAAGGCGGCCCCGUUCCCCCCGCUCCGAGAGCGUUCCCCUGUGCGCCGGGAGGUGGCCCGCUCCCCUCACAGUCGCUCCGGCUCCAGUGUGAGCAGCAGAGGCUACUCCCCAGACAGAGCCAAGAGUCUGCCAUUUCCCUCACAGCAAGGCAAGAGUGUGGACGGUCCAGAUGGUCACGCAGGUGUUUCUGACCACCUCUGGGGGGCGCUCUUUCCUCAACAGAGUGGACAAGAUGCUUUGGGGUAUGAAGAGACUUAUUCUCAGAAGAUGACUGACAAAAUCCCAGGCCUGUCAAGAGAAGGCUCCCCACACAGCACAACCUCAAACAAGGAGGAGAGCCAUCCUCCAGAAGGAGAGAAAGAGGAGCCACUGGUGGCUCCAGUUGUGGAGGAGAACCAGAAGUUGUCUGCAGAAAACUUUCAAGAGCGACGAGCCCUGGCCAUCUCAGCCAAAGCUCAGGAGAUAGAGAAGGUGUACCGUCAGGACUGCGAGACAUUUGGCAUGGUGGUAAAGAUGCUGGUGGCUAAAGACCCCAACCUGGAGAAGCAGCUGCAGGUUCCUCUCAGGGAGAACCUCGGGGAGAUCCGUGAACGUUGCCUGGAGGACCUCAAACACUUCAUCAGCGAGCUGGACGAGGUGGUUCGGCAGCCAGAACCUUCCGUCUGUGACUCGACCACCCCGUCUACGCCCCUGACGAGUCAUAAACUUUCAAAGACAGGAGUCAAUCACAGCUCGUCUUACUGACACAUUGGCACGGUCUGCCCUCUGUGAGACUGAGCACGGUUGGAUUGACUGCUGAACACGGUGGAUAUCUUGGAUACAUUUUGGAUUGCUGGACUGAACCGAUUCUACAGCACAGCAACCUGAAGAGCAUCUCAACACGGAGGAGAUGCGGUGUUGCUUUGUAUGUGGGGAUGAACAGUGUUAGUUUUGAACAGACCAUUUUUACAUUUAAGUUCUUUGUUGAAAGAUGUUAAUUAUUAAAUAUUCUUGAAAGUUGUUUUUCUAUCACGUUGGCAAAAUAAAACUUGUUGUCCGUAUUUAAAAAGCCACCGGUCUCACAUCACCUCGGUCAACAUGGGUUUCAUUAUUUAACCUGUUUUGAUGAAAAUAUGUUCUGAGAAUAAACCCUCUAGCAUGAUCACACUUUUGCAAAAGAAAAGCCAGAUAAGACAAUGUUUUGUACUAUUUUCAGGUAUGUCGAUCUUUGUUUUGUAGCAGUCAGAUGUAUGACCUGGUGCUGCUAAAUUUACAGUUUUACAUUAUCAUGUGACUUUGUACUGUCUAGAAAUGCCAGUUCGGUUCCUUUUUCGUUGUGUUGUCUGAUUUUGCUUUUCAAACUUUAUAUCCUAUGUGCCUCCUCCUCUCCACCCACCUGAAAAACCUGCACAAAGCUUGAUUAUUUUGAUGACAUUGAGAUAAAGCUUUGCACAAAC
Molecule: messenger RNA, 2135 nt
Organism: Chelmon rostratus (copperband butterflyfish)
Lineage: Eukaryota; Metazoa; Chordata; Actinopteri; Chaetodontiformes; Chaetodontidae
Gene: pphln1
Product: periphilin 1
Exons: 12
Coding region: 214-1443 (409 amino acids)
Biological process (GO): negative regulation of gene expression, epigenetic; protein localization to heterochromatin; negative regulation of DNA-templated transcription
Cellular component (GO): nucleoplasm
Source: RefSeq, a predicted model, not a curated record